This is a messenger RNA of Monodelphis domestica (gray short-tailed opossum), 6979 nucleotides long. RefSeq names its product tropomodulin 3 (gene TMOD3). Gene Ontology annotation, cellular component: striated muscle thin filament; myofibril; cytoskeleton. The record is from RefSeq and is a predicted model, not a curated record. Gene Ontology annotation, biological process: muscle contraction; myofibril assembly; pointed-end actin filament capping. NCBI's taxonomy places the organism in Eukaryota, Metazoa, Chordata, Mammalia, Didelphimorphia, Didelphidae. Gene Ontology annotation, molecular function: tropomyosin binding.
GGAAAGGGAAGUUAGUUAACAGAGUGAUUAUAUAGUUAUUUGGGUGUAGCACCUAAAGCCUGUCAUAUAGUCAGAAUGCUUCCUGAUUGGCUGAGAAUAAUGGUAUAAUUAACCAAGUGAGAAGGCCCCCAUAUCAUGUUGGUAGCAGUCUAGGAGAAGAGGCUAUUCUCAUCUGGGAACAGCAGCUUUGGGUUCCAAGUUUGAACAAAGCCAUGGACCAAACUGAACCUAGGGAACUUGAGUUUACAAAAAAAGAAAUCUUAUCUGAUUUAUAAACGGGGCCAAAAUUGAGUGGCAUUCUACUCCAUAAAUCAUGGCACUCCCCUUCCGAAAGGACUUGGAGAAGUACAAGGAUCUUGAUGAAGAUGAACUCCUUGGUAAACUUUCAGAAACUGAACUAAAACAGCUGGAAACUGUUCUUGAAGACCUUGACCCUGAGAAUGCACUUCUCCCUGCAGGCUACCGGCAAAAAAAUCAGACUACUAAGAAUGCCACAGGACCUUUUGACAGAGAACAUCUGCUUUCAUACUUAGAGAAGGAAGCUUUGGAACAUAAAGACAGGGAAGAUUUUGUACCCUUCACUGGAGAAAAAAAAGGGAAAAUAUUUAUCCCUAAACAGAAGCCCAUGCAGUCUUAUACAGAAGAAAAAGUAUCCCUUGAUCCAGAAUUAGAAGAAGCUUUGACAAGUGCUUCUGACACAGAAUUGUGUGAUCUUGCAGCUAUCCUUGGAAUGCAUAAUUUGAUAACCAACACUCAAUUCUGUGACAUAGUCGGAAGUAAUAAUGGUGUCAAUCAGGAUGAUUUUUCAAAUGUGGUAAAGGGUGAAAAAAUCCUACCAGUGUUUGAUGAACCACCAAAUCCCACAAAUGUUGAGGAGAGCUUAAAGAAAAUUAAAGAAAAUGAUUCUCGUCUUAUUGAAGUGAACUUGAAUAAUAUAAAGAAUAUUCCAAUCCCAACCCUCAAGGAAUUUGCAAAGGCUUUGGAAAACAAUACACAUGUGACAAGCUUUAGUCUUGCAGCCACCCGGAGCAAUGACCCUGUUGCUGUUGCAUUUGCAGACAUGCUGAAAGUGAAUAAAACACUGAAGAGCUUAAAUUUGGAGUCCAAUUUUAUUACAGGAGCUGGUAUUCAAGCACUGAUUGAUGCUUUAAAAGAAAAUGAAACCCUGGCCGAAAUCAAGAUUGAUAACCAGAGGCAGCAGUUGGGGACAGCUGUUGAACUGGAAAUGGCCAGGAUGCUUGAGGAAAACACAAAGAUUCUUAAAUUUGGAUAUCAGUUUACACAACAGGGACCACGAACCAGGGCAGCCAAUGCUAUAACAAAAAACAAUGAUUUGGUUCGUAAGAGACGAGUUGAAGGAGACCACCAGUAAGUUUACCCACUUACCAAUUUUGGAGGACUUCAAAAGAUCAACCAAGGCCUUCAUGUUGUCGUCAGAUUUAAAAGUUGCCUAAGAAGAAGGGAAAAGACUGGAAACUUCACUUCUUUUCUUUUUUAUUUUUAAACUGUAUACAUCUUUUUUUCCAAUGUGAGAUGUUAGUAACCUCUGAUUCUGUAAAAAAUCAAUAGUAGAUCAUCUUUUUUUAUAUUUUGGAACAUUUUUUUUCUUCUCUCUGUUCAAAUCAAUUUUGGUUUAGCUUAAAAGUGCUUGUAUGUGAGAAAUCAUUGGGUAAAGAGGAAUCCAAUUGAAAUAUUAACCAAAGGAGAAAUUGGGAAAGUCAUUAAGGGGAAAGAUUGAUUAUUUUUGAGAGUAAUUUUUUUAUUGAAAAGGGACACUGCAGACUUUUGCAGUUAUUAGUUGCCUUUACUUUUUUUAGACACCUGACACUUGAGCUUUCAUAUGAUUAAUCUUUAAAUGUCUCUGUUUUUAGAAUGUGUGCCUGCAAUAAGCUGGUUCUUCUGUCUUUCAGGAGAGAAUGCCAGAAUUUAGAAAUACUUUACUUAAAAUAUAAAAAUCUCUAUUUUAAAAACCAUUUUUGAUACAUUCCAGCAUAUAACUAGCUCUCUGGUAUGGUAUAUCUAAAAUGGUACACAUUCAAACAUAUUUCAAACAAGGCUGUCACCCUUUUUGCAUUACAUUUUUAAAUACAGGCCAAUCUGUAAUUAUAGUUUUUCUUCUAGAUAGAGUUUAAUGGACACAUAUUUUCUGUAAAGUUAACUUCUGUCAGUGAAUGAAUGCCAAAAGCAUCUGCAUAGGAAAGUAUUUUAUAGGUUCCUCUUUAAAAACAUAUCCAAUUUAUUAACUUAUUUUUGGUUAUUCAGGAUAAGAGGAAUUCACUGUUAUUGAGUAACUCUAUAUUAUAGAGAAUAGGACCUGUUAAUGUAUCCACAUUAAUCUAAUGGCUAAAUGCUAGUAAAUUUGAAAGAAGCAUUUUUGUGAAUUAUUUUAGAUACCGUACAAUACGGUAGGAAAUGUCAGGCCUGCCAUAUAUAACUAUACAAAAGUAUUUACUCAACACUGAAACUUUACCAUUCAGUAAGAAAAAUUGCUAUUCUUUUUGGUAAUGUCUGAUUUUUAUAUUUAUUCUUCUCUUCCUAUUUUGUAUUCAUAUUGUGUAAAAAUAACUUCACAAAUGAAAAUGAGUUUUCUAGUUCCUAUAAAAAGUGCCUCAAGAAAGAGAGAAAGCCACUUGCUUAGAUAAUCUGUCUAAUGGGAGAUCCAGUAAUCAAGACCCACAUAGGAGAAUUUGCUUUUGGUUCAGUCAUUUCUGGGCUGCCCUUGAAGCAGUGAAGUGGCCAAAUGUAUAGACAAGGGAAAGAAAUUUAGGAAGUAAGAAGCCUAGGUAAUCUUUACUUCACACUUGAGGGUUAUAGCAUUUUUAGGAGGAGUUCCUAAAGGGGGAAAAAUGAGUUUUAAAGUAUAUUAACUUUUAAACUUUGUUGUUGAAUUAUCUCUUCUGCUCCUUGUAUUUACUCUGGACUGUCUAAUGAGCUAGAGCAGUGAUGAUGAACCUUUUAGAGAAUGAGUGCCCAAACUGCAACCCUCACGCAGGAUGUAAGCCUUACCCCAGAAAGGGGAGGGAAGAAGCAAUCCCAUUUGGUUGCUGGGCAGAGGGGCAGGGCAUGUGAGAAAUAUCCUUGGGAGGGGAGCAGCUCCCUCCGGCAUGCAUUCCAUAGGUUUACCAACAUGGAGCUAAGAGUAGUACUUUUUCCUUAUGAACUAAUAAGGUUUCUCUCAUCAUAAUUGUGAUGUCUGCCUUUGUCCAGGGUUUUACAAAGGCUGGAAUGGUGAAUAAUAGUCAGUUUGGCUAUUGGUCAUUUUUAAAUUAACCAGGCUACUCUUUAAUAAAAUCACUAGUCAAUUUUGAAUUGCACUAUGUAUUUUAAAGACUGCACAAUUCCAAGAUUGGAAAGUUGUCAUACAAGGAAUAAAAGAAUACUGCACUGAAGGGUAUUGAUGGGUUCUACCUAAUAGCAUUUUAGCAAGCCUUCCUCACUUAUGUUUAUUCAUUCAUUAAUUUAUAUAGGUGUGUCCACACUUAUACAUGUAUAUAUACAUAAAAGUGUUUAUGUGUGUGUAUAUGUAGUCACUAAACUUUUUGAAUGUGUGCUCCUACCACACCCCAGCUUUCCCUGAGGUUUAAAAAUUUUAUGGGUGGGUAGCAUAUACCUUACUUGGAUUUUUGUAUGCUACUUAAAAAAUGUCUUUUUCACAUGUUCUAUUUAUUUAGAUUAUUAAUGUGUCAAGCAUUUUUUAGUACAGUUCCAAUGCCAUAUUGUAAUUGUUUAAUUUGGAAAAAACUAUUGCAUUAUCUUCAAGAGAUAAACGUGUAUCUGUUUGAAUGUAGGCUGUCUUCCAUAAAAAAAAAAAGUUACCAUUUAAAGGGAGGAAACUGAUGCUUUCUUGCUUGCUUUUUUAAACUCAGCACCCUCUUAGCUGACUUGGAAUACAUUUCAUUGAUUUUCCUCAUGCUCUAAAAUUUAUAUUGGUUUCAUUGACCUGACUUCAUUGCUGCACCAAGUUUUAUAGUCCCACCAAAAACUUCAUCGGUCAUCUUUUUUAUCUUUGGAUGUAAGUUUUUUAGAGCUUUUGUUAAAGCUUUAAAAAAAAAUAACAUAACCUUUAUUAUCCCAAGGUAACUUUUCCAAUAUAUUUGCAUGUAAUUAAGUAUAUAUUUUAAAACCCACCAACAAUGGCUAGUAUAAUUUUAAAAUGGGUUUUGGUGCUAUAUACAUGUGUCCAAAGUUUGACUUGCCUAUUCUAUAGUUAAGUAAAACUUCUUGUUUAUUGAGUGCCUGUCAUUUAAAAGACCAAAUAGACAGCAAGAAUUUUUAAGAAAAGUUAUGUCUCUAUCGUCAAAAAGAUUUUUUUUGUAAUCUAAUUCAGACUAAAAGUACACUUUGUAUUAUGUAAUAGGUAGAGCAUUUUUGGAAACAUUGCAUAUAAAUGUAUAUUUUUAUAAAUCAAACUAUAUUUUCCCAUUCACUUACUACUUGAAUUUUGGUCAUGUGUUCCCUCAAAAAAAGUUAGGGGAGCCAACUUGUUUAAAAAAGGAUAAGUGAUUUUGUGAUGAUUAUGCCAUCUUAGAUAAAUUUUACGCAUACUGUUUUAUUGUUUAUUCACAGCAAGGUGAAAUGACCCCAAAUGCUCAGGCUACCUCGCCUUUUGAGGUAAAAAUAGCUCAUCUCAAAAUAGAUAAAACUGGCAUCUUUUCCUUUGGAGUUUAUAGCCACCUCUGUUUCUUGUAGAUUCAGUGCUACCAGGACCUGACCCUGAAACUUUAAAAAGGUGUGUUUUCAGUUCCUCUAGUGCCCCUUUUUUGAGUAUUCAGUUAACUCCUACCACAUGCCUAGCCAUGAAAAGAGAAUACUCCUUUAGUGUUAAUUUUAAAUGUUAAAGUCUAAAAAUUCACCUUAACUUUGUCUCCUCCAGUAGCUGUCAAACUGACUCAAUCACUAAUUUGUUCUUUAGGAUUUGUCAUAACAGUUGGAGCUCUGUCAUUGAAAGAUUCAUAAUGAGAAAGUUAAAGGAACUUCAUAUGAAUUAUCUUGUAUAGUUUAAAAAAAACUUUUCAUACUGUGAACAAUCACUCUGCCUAGAUUUUGUAUGCUUGAAAUUCAUGUUUGAAUCCCAAACUUUUGAAUGCUACGAGUGAUUCUCUGCAUCUGUUUAAAUAACACAAAAAUGCAUUCUAAUUCUAUGAAAAUUAGAAAAUUGAAGAUUUAUAAAUACAAUAGUUUCUAUAAAAUCUCAUUCAUUUGGACUUCACUUGAUGGGGAUUUGUGGUCGUCAGGUGACCAACUUAAUACUCAGUGAAGAAAAGUUUUGAUAAAUAGAUUCAUUUUCUACAGAAGAUGGAAGGGAGAGAUUUAACUUUAAAACACUAAUAAUAUUCAAGGAUAACAACAAAAUACUUUUCACUUAUUCCCCAAUAGCACUCUCCCCAGAAUUAGAUCACCCUAGUUACUGAAUGUGUGAAAAUGACUCAAAUGAUCUCAUUUCUUUAAAAACUAUUCUGUAAUUUAGAUGGUCCUUCCAUUUUCAAUCCUAAUAAGAUUUCAUAAAGUCCCAAAGCAGGAAGGAAGAGUCCUCAGUAGACAUCUUCACAGAAUCCCCUUUGGUGAUACUCUUAACAAGUAGUUACCACUUUCUGCUUGAAGACUUCCAGUAAUCAAGGAACCCUCUCCUGAGUGACAUGCUGUGCUUUUUGGAGAGCUCUAAUUGUUAUGACAUUUUACCUUUUGCCAAAUCCUCAUUUCUGCCACUUUUACUCAUUAUGCCUAGUUCUGCCCUCUGGUUAAUCACAAGAAAGCUAAUCUCUUUUCUAUCAUAACAGUUCCCAAGGAACAGCAGUCUUGUCUUCUCUGUGGGACAGCAGAAAGUGCCAAAUUUAAUCAAAAGCUCUGGGUUCAAAUAAUGGUGCUCUGCUCCUGCCUGGGUGAUCUUGGGCAAAGGAUUUAAGAGCCUCCACAUUGACCUCAGUUUCCUCAUCUGUGAUGAGAGAGUUGGGCUAGGUGAUGAUUUCCAAGGUCCUUUCCAAUCCUAAAUGUGAGCCUCUUCUGCCUCCUCCUUUCCUGAUGACUUUCCUCUGUCUAGCUUGUCAGCAUCCUUAGGAUUCUGCAUGGGAUCUCACCACUAUCAAGCUACCAGAACCACUGCCUCGAACCCACCACUUAUUGUCCUUUUGUUAAUGCAGCUGAAACCUCCAUUCCGUUUUUUGGCCAAUAGAUAUAUCUGCGUGGUUGACUUGUAUGGAGACCAUAGACCAAAGGCAUUUUUCAAAGUUCUCAUUCCUUCAUCUUACAUUGAAGCAAUUUUUUUUAACCCAAGUAUAAGUCAUAACAUUUGUCUCUUUCAGUCCUAUUUAAUUUCACCUGUUCUCACACGUUAAGAUCUUUGUGAAUCCUUAUGCAUAUGUACUUCAGAGCUUUAACCAAAGCAUUGAUUAAAAUCUUGAACUCUGCAUCUCUGUCCCUCUGAUUAAUUCAGGUCUUGAAUUUCCUUCUUAUGGAAAAAGUAUUGACUCCUAUUAGGACACUCCCACAGGACAGGGUAUAAAAAUCAGUUCAGUUGCUGCCUUUUCAGUGGGUAUGGCCAGCACCUUUGGUGGGUUUAAAAAUUCACCUCAACUUCUAAUGAAAAGAAAAAUAUAAUUCAUUGGUGUCAUGUUCUUCUAUUUCAGACUUUGAAUUUGGGAUAUAGAGUAUACCUGAGCUAAUUUGUUUAAAAAGAAACUAUGCUUCUGCCAUCUGUCAAAGAAUUAGGGAGGUUCAAUUAUGUUUAGAUUUUUUUAACACCUGGGUCUGUGUCACAUUAAAUGUAAAUAUCUAUGAAACAAAGCACCUCAAAUCCAAAAUCCAAAUGCUUUUACUUCUGGAAAGAAGAGAAUGAAUGAGUUUCACACCACUGAAACUUAGGAGUAUUAUAAAUCAUGAACCUCAGCUCAUUUGAAUUUGAGGAAACAUGGAAUAAGUACUGCAAAUAUUUGAAUAAUUGUAUGUUUUUUUAGAAGUAAUUCAAUAAAGUUUAUAGAAUGUU